AUGUUUAUGUGCCGUUGCUGUAACUGGGCUUUCCCAGAUAAAACAAGUUUACAUAUGCAUAUGCAGGCAAAAGAGGAAGGGAAAACGAUAUCGGUCCCGGUGAUCGGUAAAGGUAAUCCACCUGCUACACAUCAGAAUCAACAUCAACAGGAGCAGCAGCAGCAACAACAAAAUGAGAAUUUAACUGGUCAGACCGGAUUAACGGAAAAAGGACGUCAUUCACCGCAACUGUCAACGCUUCAUGUUCCGCAACCACGAGUUCCGGCAACAAAUCCGUUUGCUCCAUUACAACUCCAUUCAUUAGUUGGCCUUGCACCGCAGCAAGCAGUGAGCCUUACCGAACAAACCUCACUGCAAGCGGCAGCAGCAACCUUAUUUCCACCAAUGGCUCUUCUUCGCGAUGCAUGCGGAAGUGGAACACAUGUGGAUGAUUUGAUGUCAAAAUUACGUGAACGUCUGAUGUUAAAUAAUUUAGUUGCGCAAUCCAGCUUUGGUCUUGCUGCAUGGCUUUCAACUUAUCCAAAAAUGGAUCAAUCAAAUGCAAAUGGAAGAAAUCCAUUGGAUAUUUGUUCAUCGAAGGAUUCCGAUGUCAACUUAGUUGCUGAAGAGGACGAGAUUAAUGUUGACAAGGAAUAUGACGAUGACAUGAUGGCAGAAAGGAAUAGUGCUGAGCAACGUCAAUCUCACAUUAUGGAAUUAAACAGAAAGCAUGCAGAAGUAACCAAAGUGGAGACAUCAGUGAAUCCUGAAGAAAACAAUAAUAGUAAUACUAACGGUAAUGUCGAACGACCUAAAAGCGCGAAUGAGAUUGCAGAUGAUAAAAAAAUCCUACAUGAAUCCUUGUUGAGGCCAGCUUCUAAUGCUGCUAUUGAAAUUGUUUCAUCUAAAACAAUGCCAAAUUUACGUUCAGCAAUUAAUAGCUCCCCAAAGAAUGGUAGCCUAAUAUUGAAGAGCGGUGAAUGCAAAGUCCUUCUGAACGGUAUUGCGAACAAUAACAUUGACAGUAUUAUUACCAACAACAGCAAUAAUAAUAAUAAUACCUGUAAAGGAAAACAUACAAUAAGCGAAUUGUCGGAUUCUAUUGAAAGUCACAUAUCACCAUCUGAAACUCAUAGUAGUACAAGUAACGGUGCAUCACCGCCUGUAUCUCGAGAAUGCUGCGAAUGUGCGAUCUACAGGGGAAAGCUGGCAAUGGCCGAAAACAGAUGUCGUUAUUUGGAAGGGAAAACUGCCACUCUUCAAUCAGAUGCGAUUCGCUUCAGUACUCGUGUGACAGCAUCCGAAAAUUCGGCUCGACAAUAUGAGCAAGAGGGUCGCUUUCUAAGAGAACAGAACGAAAUUUUGCAACGAAAAAUAUUGGAAUGUCAAGAGAAAACGUUGGCAUUUAUGCAAGCUGAUCAGGCAACUAAUGCCCAAGCUGUAGCCCUUUAUUUAAACGAUAUCCUAAAGACGACUUUUCUUCGAUAA
Molecule: messenger RNA, 1467 nt
Organism: Loa loa (African eye worm)
Lineage: Eukaryota; Metazoa; Nematoda; Chromadorea; Rhabditida; Onchocercidae
Exons: 8
Coding region: 1-1467 (488 amino acids)
Source: RefSeq, a predicted model, not a curated record